AUGCCUAUACCAAUGCUUAUGCCAAUGACUGGGCCAAUGCUUGGACCAAUGCCUAGACCAGUGGCACCAAUGUAUCCUAGAAUGAUGGUGGGACCGAGGCCGAUCAUGCCCUGGAUGCCAAUAAGAGGUGUAGACCCAAUGUACCAUCUAACUCGAGGGCUGGUUGCUGGUCUGAAAAAUCUUGUGAAAGGCAAAACAACGGCACAAACAACGGAGCCACCGACAACAACGACGGUCUCGACAUCGGCAAUACCGACAGAAACAACAAUGAAAGCAUGA
Messenger RNA from Strongylus vulgaris, 279 nucleotides. The record is from the annotation of a GenBank genome assembly. NCBI's taxonomy places the organism in Eukaryota, Metazoa, Nematoda, Chromadorea, Rhabditida, Strongylidae.